AUGCAGUCUUUCAUUGGCGAUGACAUUGACCCGGCUGGUUGGUUCCCAUGGGACCCUGAGUUCGCACUCUCGACAUUAUUAUACUAUGGAGAGUAUGCGAAUAACGGUCCUGGAGCAGAUACGAGUAAGAGAGUGAAAUGGAAGGGAUUUAAAGUUAUUAGAGACUCAAAGGAGGCCGAGCAAUUUCCAGUGGCAAAGCUUAUUCAAGGAGGAUUAUGGCUAAAACCCACUGGAGUUACUUACCAAGAGUGGCUUUGA
Molecule: messenger RNA, 258 nt
Organism: Arabis nemorensis
Lineage: Eukaryota; Viridiplantae; Streptophyta; Magnoliopsida; Brassicales; Brassicaceae
Source: the annotation of a GenBank genome assembly